Messenger RNA from Aricia agestis (brown argus), 1444 nucleotides. It is a transcript of the gene Gr8, whose product is annotated as gustatory receptor for sugar taste 64f-like. Bases 11 to 1252 code for a protein of 413 amino acids. Gene Ontology annotation, molecular function: taste receptor activity. Lineage: Eukaryota; Metazoa; Arthropoda; Insecta; Lepidoptera; Lycaenidae. Gene Ontology annotation, biological process: detection of chemical stimulus involved in sensory perception of taste; sensory perception of chemical stimulus. The record is from RefSeq and is a predicted model, not a curated record. The transcript is spliced from 10 exons. Gene Ontology annotation, cellular component: membrane.
GUCUAGUAAUAUGAAGUAUAAACAACCCAAAGAACAACAGUCUCUAACAGAUAAGACGUUUUAUAAAAGUGUAAGGAAGUUGUUAGUUUUUGGUAAAAUAAUGGGAUUCGUCCCAAUUGUUGGUCUGUUUCAAGAAAAUAGUGCGAAUACGAGAGGCACUUGGAAAUCCCUCUAUACGUUAUACUAUCUUCACAAUACGGCCUUGCGGAGUUUAAUUUUGAUAUUGCUGCUUUUGAACAUGGUGGCUUCAUUCAAACUUGACGCAAACGAAUAUCAAAACAAAAUGGAGAUACUAAUAACAUCAUUCGCCUUAUUUCUGACGAUCCACAUGUCGGUAUUUUGCAAGAACUGGAGGAACAUGAUGGACGAGAUAGAAAGAAUAGAGCGCCUCAUACCGAAGAGUGCACGUCGCAGGAACAUUGAUGUCAAUAAAGUGCUGAUUUUCUUGUUUGGAAUGGGGAUUAUAGAAGACCUAAUAUACCUGGUGUACUCGGUGCACAAGGCGUGCCUGAGCACAGAGUGUACUGUACGGGGCUACUACGAAUAUUACUACGAUUUCACUUUCAACGUCAUACCCUUCAGUUAUUUCGCUGCUUGUGCGAUGCAGAUAAGCAAACUGCAGAAGACGUUUUUAAUGGCGUUCCUAGACGCCAUGAUAGUAUCUGUGACGGUAUAUCUCAUGAACAGGUUCCAAGAUUUCAACUACGCACUUGCUGUAAGACUGAAAAAGUGUAGGUACAACAAAAACGUGCAAUGGCGCGACAUACAGGGCUACUACACGCGCCUGGCGAAGCUGGUGCGAGCCGUCGACGACAGAUACAACACCUUCAUAUUCAUGUCCUUUGCCGUCAACCUGGUGUACAUCUGCAAGAAUAUAUACGUUUAUAUACAAUAUCAUAGACAUAAAUUCAUAAACGCCAGUGCGCAGGUGUCUGAAAGCCUCUCCUGGCUUGAAGUGACCCACUUCUUCAUGUUCAACGUCAGCGUGCUAACAAAAGCGCUGAUGACGUUCACGUCGACGGCCUACCUCCACACACUGACCAGGGAACCCCUGAACGCUCUUCAUACUAUACCGGCUACUGCUUAUAGCCCUCAGUUUCAACGUUUCAUGGACCAAGUGUUUCAAUCCAAAGUACAUCUGUCUGGCCUCAAAAUGUUUUAUAUAUCCAGGAACACAAUUUUAUCAGUUAUAUCGACAGUCAUCACAUACGAGCUAGUUCUGAUACAACUGCCUGAUAAUGACAUAAUAUAAGCAUGUUAUCUGAUUAUAUCUGAUAAGCCUUAGGGCUUGUCCACAAUUCACAUCUCCACGUCACGAUGUCAUCAACGUGGAACGGUGCAAUUAGAAACAACGUCGAUUACGUGGCACGGUAUGUUGACGUGUCGUGUAAGUUUACGUCAACGUAACGUAAAAAUGCACGUCUUUUUUCUGCUCUUUCUCCGU